AUGGCCAGUGAAAACUCAGACUCGCAUGAGACGAACUCCACUUUACUAGUCGAAGAUACUCUGACCAUAUCUUUCCAAAAUAUUAGUUAUAAUGUAGCGACAUCGUGUUGGACAAACAUAAAUCCUAGAGCACGCAAGACACGCAAGACAAUUCUAAACGACGUAUCUGGAACUUUCAAUGCCGGCGAGUUGUCAGUCAUCAUGGGACCAUCCGGAGCGGGAAAGAGCACUCUCAUGGACAUUCUAGCUGGCUAUACAAAACCGUCAGAUGGAUAUAUUUACAUAAAUGGACGAAUAAGGAAUGAAAAGAAAUUUAGACGCAGAUCUUGUUAUAUACUCCAGGAUGACAAAGUACAGGACAUGCUCACAAUAAGGGAAUCCUUAAACUUUGCCGCUGAUCUCAAACUAGGAAAUCAUAUUAGCCAAGAACAGAAAAAACAAAGAAUUAAUGAAAUAAUCGAAUCUUUAGGCUUAAGAGCAGUUAUCGAUGUAAAAUCUGUCAAUUUAUCUGGCGGACAAAGAAAAAGGCUGGCAAUAGGACUGGAGCUUAUAAGUGAUCCUCAGAUCAUGUUUCUCGAUGAACCUACCAGUGGCCUGGAUAGCUCAAUAUCGAAGCAAAUAGUAUAUAUACUUCACUUUUUAGCACGGCAAGGGCGGACGGUGGUGGUGACAAUGCAUCAGCCGUCCGCCACCCUGCUACGAAUGGUGGAUAGGCUGUAUGCCGUAGUGGGAGGACAAUGUGCAUAUGUCGGAGCAGAAACUCAGCUACGGCCAUGUCUUGAAGAAAUGAAUCUAAAGUGCCCGGCGUUCCACAAUCCUGUGGAUUUUCUAAUAGAAAUAUCUGCAGAAAACUCGGACAUGCUGAUUCGAGAAUCGGAAAAUGGAAGAAAUACGAGAUGGAUGAGUAACACACUUAGAGAUAGUGACAACAAUAUAACAGUUGAAUAUAAGCCAGGCGAGGAGGUAUCCCUCACGAUGCUACCAGCCCCCAAGGAAGAUUUUACGAGGAAAACCCUGCUAGCGAUAAAGAGCACAUACUCGACAUCUUUUUGGAAACAGUUUACGAUUCUCACUCGAAGAUCUCUAUGGACAAUUUGGCGAGAUCCAUGGUUCGCUUUAACGUUUGCAUCAAUCCACUGUGGCAUGGCACUCCUUGUAGGCACAUUAUACUAUAAGAUUGGCAACGAUGGGUUUUAUGCCUUAGAUACAGUAAAAUUUUUACAAUUUUGCCUCUUGUUCCUCAUGUUUACCUCGUUUAGUGCUAUAAGUAUAAGAUUCCCCCAAGAAAUACCGGUAAUUCGUCGGGAGCACUUCAAUCGGUGGUAUUCUGCAGGAGCUUACUACAUGUCGACUAUAAUAUCAGUUGUACCACUGCAGACAAUUUGCACGCUCUUGUUUGCGUUCAUUACUUACUUUUUAACUACUCAGCCCGUAGACUUCGUUAGAAUAUGCAACUUCUGCUUUAUUUUGCUUAUGGUGAGCUAUGUUUCGCUCUGUAAGGGCUUGCUGAUUGGAGCGAUAUUUAAUGUUAAGAAUGGAGUAAUAAUGGGUCCAUUUUUCAUAAUGCCGUUCGUUAUGUUUUCUGGAAACUUUAUAAAAACACAAGAUGUGCCUGCCCUCUUCAAUUGGAUCUUACAAAUUUCAUUCCUUAAACAUGGGUUUGUCGGUCUGCUGUUGUCAGUAUUCGGGAGUGAACGACCUAACCUGAAUUGUGAGGAUCAUAUCUAUUGUCACUUCAAAGUUCCCAAGACAAUACUAAAGGAAUACGGCGCAUUGAAAGAAGAUUAUGUGUCAUUGGUAAUAGCACUAUUUGGAAUUGGGUCGACGGUUGCAAUUAUAGCGUUCAUAAUAUUAAAAAUCAGAUUGAGAAAUAAGUGGUAA
Molecule: messenger RNA, 1881 nt
Organism: Arctia plantaginis
Lineage: Eukaryota; Metazoa; Arthropoda; Insecta; Lepidoptera; Erebidae
Source: the annotation of a GenBank genome assembly